This is a messenger RNA of Salvelinus fontinalis (brook trout), 2250 nucleotides long. Its product is annotated as dehydrogenase/reductase SDR family member 12-like. NCBI's taxonomy places the organism in Eukaryota, Metazoa, Chordata, Actinopteri, Salmoniformes, Salmonidae. Bases 61 to 1038 code for a protein of 325 amino acids. The transcript is spliced from 10 exons. The record is from RefSeq and is a predicted model, not a curated record.
UGGCCCAAGUUAAAACCGGAGGAGAGAGUGCAAUAACAGACGACGGGACGAGAGGUUUCCAUGGGUAAUACAACGAUGUCUCUUUACCGCAACUCCGCUUGGUUUCUGAAAGGAAUGACUGAAUUCACCAGGAGUGCGUUCCUCUCUGCCGCCAAACACUUUGUGGAAAAGGACCUGGAGGUGUCCAUGGCAGGCAGGGUCUUCAUGAUCACCGGAGCCAACAGUGGCAUAGGGAGAGCUACAGCCAUGGCCAUCGCCAAGAGAGGUGGUACAGUCCACAUGGUGUGCAGGAACAAGGACAAAGCAGAGGAGGCCAGGGCUGACAUUGUCAAGGAGUCAGGAAAUAAAGAAAUAUAUGUCCACAUUCUGGACCUGUCGGAGACACGGAAGGUUUGGGAGUUUGCAGAGGCCUUCAAGAGGAAGUACAAAGCCUUGAAUGUACUGAUAAAUAAUGCAGGCUGCAUCAUGAGUGAGAGGGAUGUGAACGCUGAGGGGCUGGAGAAGAGCUUUGCCAGUAACGUCAUGGGUGUGUAUAUCCUGACCAAGGGCCUGAUUCCCUUACUGGAGAAGAGUGCAGAGCCAAGAGUGAUCACAGUUUCAUCUGGAGGGAUGCUGGUCCAGAAGCUGAGGACAGGGAACCUGCAGACAGAAAUAGGUCGCUAUGACGGGACCAUGGUCUACGCACAGCACAAGAGGCAACAGGUGGUGAUGACAGAGCAGUGGGCCAAGACCCAUAGCAACGUCCACUUCUCAGUGAUGCACCCUGGCUGGGUGGACACGCCGGCGGUGGCCAAUGCCAUGCCUGACUUCUACCAGUCUAUGAAGGACAGCCUGAGGACCCCGGAGCAGGGGGCUGACACCGCGGUGUGGUUGGCCAUCUCAGAGGCCACCGCCACCAAGCCCAGCGGAAGCUUCUUCCAGGAUCGGAGGAUGGUGUCGGCCCACCUGCCCCUGGCCUGGACCCACAGCUCCCAGUUGGAGCAGCAGAAGUUCAUGAGUGUGAUGGAGGAUCUGGCCAAGACCUUCCAGCCCCACUGAGACCACUACCACACACAAGUACCAUACCAGUACUACAGUACACACUGGAACCAGUGCCGUAUACUGGGAACCAGUUCAGCAUAGCUAACAGUCUACACAUACCUGUCAGGGAGGGGGUCCUACUAUAUUUGAUUUGCACUACUUUAACAGUUCAGAUAUUUAUUGACCUCUAACACGUUUUAAAUAUAUAACCUCUACAUGGCUUAAAACACUUAAUAUUCUAAGCUAAAAACUCCUGCACUGAGGGCUAAAACAGAACAGUGUUAGAUGAUGCUGAUUUGGGGUUCCCUGAAAAGAGUUCUUUACCUUGUAGCCUUUGAGCUGCUGAUAGGGAAAGCACUUUUCAGUUAUUUAUACAUUUAACCCAACAAACACAGUAUGUUGUUUUUCUACCACUUCAAGCAGUGACUCAAUGAAAGCUGUCAAUCAGAUGGGAAUCUGAUGUGACCAAAGUCACUCCCUUAUCCAUCCACCAAUCACAUCACAGCCUGUUGCUAUGGGCCCAGCCUAACACAGGGUUGGUUGGUUUGCUCUGCUUUGAAAAUGUUCAAACUCAUUUACCCAAGUGCUUCUUCAGUAUUACAACCUCAUGAAGUUGUCUGUUGAUCCAUGAAAAGUCUACAACGCUUGUGUACAUAACUGAUUAAAUGCAUUGGUGUGCAUUAACACAAUUACAUCAUUUACAUUUACAUUUAAGUCAUUUAGCAGACGCUCUUAUCCAGAGCGACUUACAAAUCAUCAGGAGGGCAAAACGACAGAGCAGGAUUCAUGAGUUAGCCAGCUAACUUUGAUUAACACCCAGAAACAUCAAUUAGAAGGUCAACUUAGAUAUGUGGUUUUGGUUGUUCAGUCAAUUACACCAUCCUCAUUUCAUGCUUAUCUACAAAAUUAUAAUAAUCUGAAUAUUUUGGCAAGUUAGCUGGUUAAAUCAUUGAUCUUGCAUUGUAAUAGACCCCUCUGGGUGGUUAUACUGAGCCCAGGCCUCUCACUAUCAGCAGGUAGAUGGAGCUUUUACCUAUUCAGACCAGAGAGGUUCCCACCGCUGUACCUGACAUGGCCAAUACAGCUAAGAUAUAUUUAUGUAACACUUGAUGUUUAAGGGGAACUUAAACACUGAGGAAAUAAUGAGAUAUAAAUAUGCUUAUUGAUGAGGCAGUCAUGUAUUUUGUGAUUUCAUCCUUGAAUAAAAAAAUACACUGAUGUAAAACCCAA